CUCCCUCACUGUCUUGUACUGUGCUUCCGGGGCACAAGUGUUGCUUGGCGAUCGAUGGCUGCCGCUGCAGAUCGUCUUUGUACUCAGCCUGUUGCAAUUUUCCUGUACUUUUUCAGGGUUACUUGGAUGUAGUAGCGGGGAUAAUUCGAGGAUAUAUUUAUAUAAAUAUUUUUUGAUUAAAUAAAUAAAUAAAUAAAUAAAUAAAUAUAUAUAUAUAUACAUUUGUUGUAAUUCUUUUUUGGCUUGAUUAGGACUGUGAUAGGAAUUUCGGUCGUAUGAUUUAAGGCGCUGUGGUGAAGCGGACGGGGAGGUGGUGAAGGGAUUGAGGAGGUUUGAAGUCAUGGCAGCAUCCGGGGGGAGGAGAGGGAUGAAGGCGAUAGGGGAAGCUUUGAUGCGGUCGCAGAGGAGGACCGUCACGUACAUGCCGCGGCCCGGGGAUGGUAGUCCAAGGGCCGUCACGUUGUUGCCUGGGGAUGGAAUCGGGCCAUUGGUCACUGGAGCGGUGGUGCAAGUGAUGAAGGCGAUGCACGCGCCGGUGUAUUUCGAGGAGUAUGAAGUGUCGGGGAAGAUGGACAAGGUGCCGACGGAAGUCAUGGAUAGUAUUCGCCGAAACAAGGUUUGCUUGAAAGGAGGCCUUGCCACGCCUGUUGGAGGAGGUGUUAGUUCUCUGAAUGUGCAGUUGCGGAAGGAGCUGGAUUUAUUUGCUUCACUCGUGCAUUGCUUUAACUUGCCAGGCCUUAAGACGCGCCAUGACAAUGUCAACAUUGUGGUUAUUCGGGAGAAUACCGAAGGGGAGUAUUCUGGUCUUGAGCACGAGGUCGUCCCCGGGGUCGUCGAGAGCCUUAAGGUAAUCACCAAGUUCUGCUCGGAGCGCAUUGCGAAAUACGCCUUUGAGUAUGCUUAUCUCAACAACCGCAAGACAGUAACAGCAGUGCACAAGGCCAACAUCAUGAAGCUUGCAGAUGGCCUUUUCCUAGAAUCUUGCCGUGAGGUAGCUAAAAACUAUCCAGGUAUCAAAUACAACGAGGUUAUUGUGGAUAACUGCUGUAUGCAGCUUGUGUCGAAGCCCCAGCAGUUUGACGUCAUGGUAACACCAAAUUUGUACGGAACUUUGGUAGCCAAUACCGCAGCUGGUAUUGCAGGCGGAACUGGUGUCAUGCCAGGAGGCAAUGUCGGAGCUGACCACGCUAUUUUUGAGCAGGGAGCUUCUGCCGGUAAUGUGGGAAAUGAAAGACUGGUUGCUGGUAAAACAGCCAAUCCCACAGCACUGCUCUUGUCAUCCGCCAUGAUGCUGCGGCAUUUACAGUUCCCAUCUUUCGCAGACAGGCUGGAGCAAGCUAUGAUGGCUGUCAUAGCGGAGGGAACCUACCGCACUAAGGAUCUCGGGGGCACUAGCACUACCCAAGACGUAGUCGAUGCUGUUAUUGAUAAGCUACAGUAACUGCCUCAUUUUUAUUUAUUUUAUUUAUCCUGUGCUACAGCGUUGGUGACUUAUUUGAAGCAAGUUUCUGUUUGUAGAAAUUGUUUCUUCCCACAAUUCCGCCAUCAAGUUUAACAAUGGUCUUGCCUAUUACUGGUACGUCUGUGAUGAAAAGUAAAAUCCUUCCACAUAGCCGAUGUCGGCCAAAUGGGGCAGAUAGCAGGUUCAGGAUUACAUAUUGUUGUACGAAUAAGAAUUGAGAUGGCCAUCCGCAAGCCACAAAUAAAGAGAAAGUUGCGUCAGAAGUAGGAGCGCAGCCUUUAUGGCAGGUCUAUGCCAACGUUGCUGCCACCAUCACUGACAGCACCAACAUUCUAGGGUACAGGGUGCGCCAUGUUUUGAUGUUUCCGCCCUGGUUGAGGCAAUUCUCAUGGGGAUAAUAGUCACCAUUCUUUGUGUAUCCUUACAGUCAAAGUUCUCGGCUGCUCGAAUUCCACGUUUGUUUCACGCUGGAUUUGUCGAGGCUUGGUUACAAAAUACACAAGGGAUGAUGAGCGGGCGCGAACUGUCAGCUUAGUCAUAGUGCAUGUUGGUUGGGAUCCUGGUCCAUAAAACUGGGCUUGAGACGGGCCUACUGUAUGUAUGUUCCAGAAUGAAUAAUCGUUACGAUUCUAUAUCGUAGGCUCUUACUUCAAAAUUGUUGAUGGGGGCUUCACGGAUGAAAUGUAAUGAAUCGCAGUUA
Physcomitrium patens is the source of this 2162-nucleotide messenger RNA. The record is from RefSeq and is a predicted model, not a curated record. Lineage: Eukaryota; Viridiplantae; Streptophyta; Bryopsida; Funariales; Funariaceae.